Symbiodinium pilosum is the source of this 318-nucleotide messenger RNA. Lineage: Eukaryota; Dinophyceae; Suessiales; Symbiodiniaceae. The record is from the annotation of a GenBank genome assembly.
GAGGCCCAGGCUGUUGCGCACUCCUCGCAGGCCGAGAUGAAGACAGCCGCCGAAGCCUUCAAGACCCAGCUUCAGGAGGCCCAGGCUGCUGUGCACUCUUCGCAGGCCGAGCUGCAGGCGUCCAAGGCAGCCGCCCAGUCCUUCCAAACGCAGCUAGAGGAGUCUGCGGCCGAUUUCGCGUCCUGCCAGGCGCUACAACAGCGGCCUGUGCCCCUGCGAGGCCGAGCUUGUGGCCGCCAAGGAGACCAUCGAGGCCCAGUCAGCUGCGGACUCUGCCAAGGCCAUUGCGUCAACGUUGCAGGCUCGAGUUCCACCACU